CAUGUUUAGGGCCAGCGAAGGCCACUGGAACACAGCCACAUGGGGCUUCAGAUUGAGCUGUUCUCAGCUGAGAAACCUUGGCAAGGUGCAGCAAUAGCCAAGUAAAACACAACGAUAAAGUGUAACUCAGACUACAUCGGGUCACUGUCAGUAGCUACGAGGAAACAGACGGCGGUUGUAUUUUACGAACGUUUUAAUGAAAAGUAUGGAUUACAGCAAACAAAUUAAGGCACACCGCUACGGAGUUUCAACAGAUGUACACGAGCCCAGGAUAGGAGUACCCAGAAAUGUAGUGCAUCUAUUUUCACCAGUAGAUGGAGGAGAAGAUCCAGGUCAGUGAUCAUAUCUCCAAAACAAGCUUGGGAGACAAAAGUGUUAAGAAGACAGACAAAUAACAAACAAGAUUUUUGCAGGUAGCAGAGACAUGGGUGUUUCUAAUAGUCUUUUUGCAGCAUAUUACCGUUUGAGCCUGAGGAGGAUUUCCUGCAUGCUCUCCGUCUCUGUCUCAGCUUUGGAGACAACACACUGUGACUUCCCAUCAUCAUCUAGAAACAACAUGUUCAAGAUUUCAAGACUUCAUUAACCAAAAUAUCUCAGGGUUGGGAGCCAUGGAGACGAAUGGGUCAGUGAUGUCUCUGAAGGAUGAAGAGAAGACUCGCCUGAGUUCAGUUUCCAAUGAAACUUCCACACGCUACGGUUCCAUAGCUGACAGCCUUCCUACUGAUGAACCAUCCACAGCGGAGAUAACAGUCCUCUCUCCACGACGCUCCUAUAUAACAGUAGCUGUGCUCUGUUAUGUCAACUUAAUCAAUUACAUGGACCGAUACACAAUCGCAGGGGUCCUUCUCAGUAUCCAGAAGUUCUUUGAUAUAACUGACAGCACGUCUGGACUACUACAGACAGUUUUCAUCUGCAGUUUCAUUAUUUUGGCUCCAAUCUUUGGGUACCUUGGCGACCGCUACAACAGGAAGUUCAUCAUGAUUGGCGGGCUGAGUGUGUGGGUGGUGAUGACCCUGAGCAGCUCUUUUGUCACAGAAUCGUAUUUCUGGCUGCUGGUGCUGUUGAGAGCCCUGGUGGGGACAGGAGAGGCCAGCUACUCCACCAUCGCCCCUACCAUCAUAGGAGACCUGUUCUCUGGAGCCAAGAGGACCGUCAUGAUCUCUGCCUUCUACAUCUUCAUCCCUGUUGGAAGUGGUCUGGGAUACAUAAUAGGAUCCUCUGUUGCCAAUGCCACUGGAGACUGGCGUUGGGCCUUACGGCUCAAUCCCAUCCUGGGUUCCCUGGGUCUGCUCCUGCUGGCUGUGUUGUGCCCAAACCCCCCACGAGGGGCCUCUGACGGCCAUGGAGGAAGUACCAUAGAGCACACCUCUUACCUGGAGGACGUCAAGUAUCUUCUGAAGAAUAAGAGUUUUGUGUGGUCAUCACUGGGAGUUACUGCCAUGGCUUUUCUGACUGGAGCUCUGGCCUUCUGGACACCCAUCUUCCUGAGCCGAGCUCAGGUCGCUCAGGGCAUCCAGCCACCCUGCAACACUGAACCCUGCGACACCUCCGACAGUUACAUCUUUGGGGUCGUGACGGUGGUGACGGGUAUUUUGGGUGUUUCGUUGGGCAGCACCAUCUCCAGGAAACUGAGGGACAGGGUGCCCAACGCAGACCCCCUCAUCUGUGCUGUGGGCAUGCUCAGCUCCGCCCCCUGCUUCUUCGCCGCCAUUGUACUGGCGUCUACAAGCAUCCCUGCCACUUAUGUGUUCAUCGGCAUUGGGGAGACUCUAUUGUCACUGAACUGGGCCGUUCUAGCUGAUAUCCUACUGUAUGUGGUGGUGCCAACCAGGAGAGCUACAGCUGAAGCUCUGCAGAUCAUGGUCUGUCAUCUCCUAGGAGAUGCCGGAAGCCCAUACCUGCUAGGAUCUAUCUCAGACGCUCUGCGUACAUACCAGCCUGACUCGCAUACGUGGAGUUUCCGUAGUCUGGAGUACAGCUUCCUGCUGUGCCCUUUCGUAGGGGUCCUGGGUGGGCUCUUCUUCCUCAUGACAGCCCUCUACAUCACAAAGGACAGGAAGAACGCAGAGCUACUCACUGCAGGGGUGUGUGAUCCAGUAGAUCCUCCUACUCGGUUUAGUGCCAUGGCAGGCUCCACAGAUUGCUGAGGUGAAACUGGGAUCCUUGGAGGACACUCGGGCCAGAGGAAGAUAUGUUAGGUUAGAUGUUGUUUGGUAUGUGACCAAACUGAGAGUUGGGGUGAUUGUCUGUAGUACCCCAGACCACUCUAUAUGAGGAAAUAAUGCAACUGGUAAAACGAA
Messenger RNA from Oncorhynchus mykiss (rainbow trout), 2300 nucleotides. The record is from RefSeq and is a predicted model, not a curated record. NCBI's taxonomy places the organism in Eukaryota, Metazoa, Chordata, Actinopteri, Salmoniformes, Salmonidae.